Messenger RNA from Poecilia reticulata (guppy), 3340 nucleotides. The record is from RefSeq and is a predicted model, not a curated record. NCBI's taxonomy places the organism in Eukaryota, Metazoa, Chordata, Actinopteri, Cyprinodontiformes, Poeciliidae.
UCGCAUUGUUUCUUCCUCAUUCUGAUGCUUGGUUUGAGCUUCAGCAAGUCUUCUUCACCACAUGUCUACAGACAUUGAGUUGAUGCUAUGUCGUCGCUUGCUUGUGCCCAACUAAAAUAGCCAGUGUGUACAUACUAAUUGGUGCUGGCAGUCUGAUAAUGCUUGUUGGAUUCUUUGGUUGUUGUGGAGCUGUUAGAGAGUCUCAGUGCCUGCUGGGUUCAUUUUUUACUUGCUUGCUGAUCAUUUUUGGAGCCGAGGUGGCAGCAGGAGUGUUUGGAUUCUUGAAUAAAGAUAAGAUAAUUGAAGAUGUGCAGAACUUCUACUCGGAAGCUUACCUUGAAAACAGCAACAGCACAAUGAUCUUGUCCUACCAGAAAGUGCUGAACUGCUGUGGAACCAAAUCAAACCCCUGUGAUGCUGAACCCGAGUCUGAAAACAAGGAUUGUGAGACAAAAAUCAAAGACUUUUUCGACAGUAAACUCUUCAUCAUUGGUUAUGUGGGCAUUGGCAUCGCUGGAGUAAUGAUCAUUGGGAUGAUUUUCAGCAUGGUGCUGUGCUGUGCCAUUCGCAACAGCAGGGAGGUUAUCUGACAUCCAUGUUAAAUCUACGCUCGCCAUUUCCAUAAGUUUUAGAAAUGUCUUUUCACCUCGGUGCUCUGCUUCAGUCUUUUGAUCUGUUCUUUUUAUUAUUAUUAUUAUUAUUAUUAUUAUUAUUAUUAUCAUCCUCAUCAUUAUUCGUAGUCACAACCAAAUAGAAUAAUAGCUUUUGUAACCAUCUGUUAGGACAGUUUAUUUUGACCUUACAAUCUCUUAAACUGUUUUUUCUCUCAACCAUUUGGAAAUGUUAACCCACAUACUGUCACAGCAGUGUCAGUGCUUUUUCACACAAUCUUGACACUGACCCCUCGACUGUGGGAAACUGGAGCCUUGGAGUGCAAUCUGAGGUUAAAACAGCUGAGUUUGCUUAUGUGUGACACAGAAGCACACACAUACUAACACACUAAUGCCAUGCUAUGUGAGACCAUAACCUUAGGGGGAAAAAAACUGACCUUAAGUCCUGACUAGUAGUCUCUCAAAAAAGGCGGAGGCACAUACUGUACACAGACUCUGUGUACAGUAUGUACACAGAGUGUACAUACUGUGGGAGUUUUUUCUUCAACAAAACAACUCUUAAUUGUAGAAAUUGUACAUUUAAUUCAUUUGGUUUUUCAAAAAACCAUUGAUGCUCGAGCCAACCCUUUCCUCUGAAUUUGAAGCUCAGAAACGGAUCUAAACAAAGAAAACAAAAGUGGUGCUACACAUUUUCUGAAAGGAUUUUAAAGUCUUGCAAAAUCAACACCAAUUAUUGCUAGAGCACUGAUCUCUGUGAGAAAAUAGACCACCUCUUGUUAAUUUAUGCUCCUUUCGGCAGGCUGUCUUUGUGUUUAAGGUUGUUCGCUAACCUGAAAUGUUUAGUUCAUUUAAAACAACCUCCAGUUUUUUGUUUUUUUUCCCCCGUUGUUGCGGUUCGUUUCUAUAAAUAUGAACACAACUAUUGCACUAAUUUGCAGACCAAGGCAACCACAACGAGACCGUUUGGAGGAGGUGGUCUUGGUGUCGUGCCAAAUAAACUCUAGGGUGAGUUAUUUAUGGUGUGAACGUCAUCAGACCUCAAUCCGACACAGACACCAGGUUUACACUGCAAGAUUGAGUCAUACGCCUUCCUCUUCCCAGAUUAGCUUUGCAUUCUGGGCGGUGGUGGAAUAAGCAACCUAACACACAAAGACCGUGAAUCUUUUGUAUGAAAGCAAGAAAACUCGACAUAACUUUCAAGAUCUUGUCCAUCAGUAAUCUUCUCAGAUUAUAAUUUUUUUUAUCCAGAAACAAAGUAAUAUGAUUAAAUUCUCAGUGUUUUCUAUUAGCUCAGAAGACUAAAUGUCAAAAAUAUCCUGGAGGUGCAGAUACCCAUUACACCCAUAUGAAUAGAGAAAAUCAAUAGAUUGUGAAGACAUAGUCUUUGUUGCUUGUGUUGGAAUAGUCAGGAGGUUCAGUUUUGUCUUGAUCCAGCCACGGUCUUGGUCCAUUGUUAAGGGAACCUAACACUCAGAAAGACACCCAAAAAUACAGGUGAAAUACUCAUGCGAUCGUCUUUCCUAGAUAUACAACAAAAUAAAACGACUUUUUCUGAAAUAUAUUUAGAACACAAAGCUUACAAAUAGGGAUGCUUAAAAUGAAUGAAAAUGCUUCUUUUGUCAAAAUGUUCUACUUAAACAGAGUCCCAGCUGAUUAACUGAGAACUUUCAUUGUCAGUUUAAAAUCUAUAUCUCAGUUUAAUCUCUUUUGUGCCUUAAAAAUACCUCUCCCAAAACAUCAAAAAAAAAAAUUUAAAGUCAAUGUGUCCCUUCUAAUUCAUUAAACCAAGUACUGGAUGGAAUCAUCUUGACCAAUGAAAUUGUUUACAUUUAUGUAGACUGAACUAAGUCGCUGAAACUGCUGUCGCAGUUAUUUGAGUGUCAGGAUUCCCACUUGUAAAUAUGUCUUUUUUUUUUGUUUGUUUGUUUUUUUUUUUUAUUAGUUGUAAAUUAUUUGUGGCAGAUGUGGUAGUUAUUAUUUAACAUGUUGUAUGUCGAUUCGUGUUUGGUCUAGAUGUACAGUGACAAAGUAAUGUCAGUUUUAACAAUUCGGAAAGAGAAUUAACUCAUGCAGAACUUAUUAAUGUGCCUUUGUUUGAUCGCAAGCAUCAUGUGUUUAAAGAGCAAAUAAAUGUAGCAAUGUGUGCAUAUGUUUGUAGAGAUGGACUGCUAAUACAGUAGUAGUAGGUUCUAUUUGAGAAGUGGUUCAAAUGUUGUGCUCCUGAAUCUUUCCUCACUUAAACUGGUUAAGGUUUCAAAAUUUAAACCUUUCCUUAUAGCCAUAAUAAAACCGUUUUUAUACCCACAAGUUAGUCUUCUCACCCAGAAUAAUCUGCUUAUAGUUGGUUGAUUAAGGUCAAAUACACCUGUUGUUUGUCAAAAGCACUGAUCUACUGUGGGUUUUGCUUUUGUUAUGUCGGUGAAGAAUGAGUCAAAUAUAAGAACUAAAAGGCUUACGCACUACUGUAGGCUGCCAGUUGGCAGUGUUUACUCUUACGAUUCAGGCAACACAUAAGAGAGCCACUAAAGUGCCAUUUGGUUCAGCAGACUUCCAGUGUUUACUGCUAUUCACUCCAAAAGCUGUCGCUGUGUAAAUUUGGAGUUGUGACAAAAUGUGAACCUUUAAAAAUAAAACUAUGCACAAGCUCAUAGAUGGUAGUCCAUUUUAGUCAAAUGUCAGGCUUCUCAGGAAUGUAGUUGUCUGAGGUUUAAUAAAGGUUUUACACAAUC